UUUACUGUAGACAAGCAUGCAGACAACGAUAUACCACACAGUAGGGUUCCUCCUUCCUUUUCCAUUUAACCCAAAGUCAAUGUAUUCAAGCCAUACCUGAACUGGGUCUGGGUUUCAAAGAGUGCUACUCUCCAAAGGGUCAGUGAGAGAGUGAGAGAGGGAUAGAGAACGAAGAGCCAAAUUAUAAUAAAAGGGUUUUUUUUUAGGCCUUCUUUCUCUUUCUUUUCUCCAAAUAAUAGAAGAAAAUUAAAAAAAAAAGUGAUCUUUUUUUUUUUUGGCUACAGAUAGAGAGAGAGCUGAGACAUUGGGUAUUUAUCCUUUUGUCUCCUCUAUCUCUCUGUCUUCUUUUUUUUUUUCGCCGUAGUUUGAAAGGUUCAUCUUUGAUUGACCUCUCAAGUAUAUAAGGUUGUUUCUGAGAUACCAAGUUCAUCUUUUGAAGCACUCUCUUUGGUUUGAGAAUUGGGGUUGGUGAAUUGGCACCUAAAUGUUCAUGGAUGAAGCUAAUUGGUGAAUAAGUGACAUAGGAGAAGAAAUAGGAACAAGUUUUGGACUUUUUGAGGGUGCUUUUAUCCAAGAGAAAAGUGGCUUCUUUGAUGAGUUUUGGGGGUUUUUCAAACAGCAACUCAGGUAGUGGAGGUGCUAGAAACAUAGCAGAUAUUCCUUACAACAACGGUACCACUACCAACCACAACAACAACAACAACGAUAGAAUGCCCUUUGGAACAAUCUCACAGCCACGCCUAGUGACUACUCCCACUUUGGCUAAAUCCAUGUUCAACUCUUCUGGGUUGUCUCUUGCACUUCAAACAAAUAUAGAUGGACAUGAAGAUGUGAAUAGAAUGCCCGAGAAUUUUGAGCCAAAUGGUUUGAGAAGGAGCAGAGAAGAAGAACAUGAAAGCAGAUCUGGCAGUGAUAACAUGGAUGGUGGUUCUGGUGAUGAACAAGAUGCUGCCGACAACCCUCCAAGGAAGAAGCGUUAUCACCGACACACUCCUCAACAGAUACAAGAGCUUGAAUCGUUGUUUAAGGAGUGUCCUCACCCAGAUGAGAAACAAAGACUGGAACUUAGCAAAAGGCUUUGCUUGGAAACGAGGCAAGUGAAGUUUUGGUUCCAAAAUCGUAGAACCCAAAUGAAGACCCAAUUGGAGCGCCAUGAGAACACGUUGCUUAGGCAAGAGAAUGAUAAGCUUAGAGCUGAGAACAUGUCUAUUAGGGACGCUAUGAGGAAUCCUAUGUGUUCAAAUUGUGGGGGUCCAGCUAUUAUUGGUGAGAUUUCACUUGAGGAACAGCAUCUUCGGAUUGAGAAUGCUCGGUUGAAGGAUGAGCUAGACCGAGUUUGUGCACUUGCGGGCAAGUUUUUGGGUCGCCCCAUUUCUUCAUUGACAAACUCAAUCACUCCUCCAUUGCCAAAUUCAAGUUUGGAGCUUGGUGUUGGGGGCAAUGGUUUUGGAGGGAUGAACAGUGUGUCUGCAACAUUGCCUUUGGGGCCUGAUUUUGGGGUGGGGAUGUCUAACCAUUUAGCCAUGGUGUCUCCUCCAACUAGACCAUCGGCCGCUACGGUGACCGGCUUUGAUAGAUCAGUGGAGAGGUCUAUGUUUCUUGAGCUUGCUUUGGCUGCAAUGGAUGAGUUGGUUAAGAUGGCACAAACUGGUGAGCCUCUGUGGAUUAGGAGUAUUGAAGGGGGAAGGGAAAUUAUGAACCAUGAGGAAUACAUGAGGACAUUCACUCCUUGCAUUGGUUUGAGACCUAAUGGUUUUGUUUCUGAGGCCUCUAGAGAAACUGGAAUGGUCAUCAUAAACAGCCUGGCUCUUGUUGAAACUCUUAUGGACCCGAAUCGAUGGGCAGAGAUGUUUCCUUGUAUGAUUGCAAGAACCUCCACAACUGAAGUGAUAUCUAAUGGAAUAAACGGAACCAGAAAUGGUGCACUUCAACUAAUGCAUGCUGAACUUCAAGUUCUUUCACCUUUGGUUCCGGUUCGUGAGGUCAAUUUCUUACGCUUUUGCAAGCAGCAUGCAGAAGGGGUGUGGGCUGUGGUAGAUGUGUCCAUAGAUACUAUCAGAGAAACUUCAGGGGCAUCGAGUUUUGUGAACUGUAGGAGGCUUCCUUCUGGUUGUUUGGUGCAAGAUAUGCCUAAUGGUUACUCCAAGGUGACAUGGGUGGAACAUGCUGAAUACGAUGAAAGCCAAGUCCACCAGCUCUAUAGACCCUUGUUGAGCUCAGGCAUUGGCUUCGGUGCCCUACGCUGGGUCGCUACCCUACAACGCCAAUGCGAGUGCCUUGCCAUCUUAAUGUCCUCCGCAGCACCCUCUCGUGACCAUUCUGGUACCUCUCAUAGAGCAAUAACGGCGGGUGGAAGGCGAAGCAUGUUGAAGCUGGCACAACGUAUGACGAACAACUUUUGUGCAGGGGUUUGUGCAUCGACGGUGCACAAAUGGAACAAGCUGAACGCCGGGAACGUGGAGGAAGAUGUGAGGGUGAUGACCCGGAAGAGCGUGGACGAUCCCGGUGAGCCACCGGGGAUUGUGCUGAGCGCCGCCACGUCGGUGUGGCUCCCAGUUUCACCCCAAAGACUCUUUGAUUUCCUACGUGACGAGAGGCUCCGAAGCGAGUGGGACAUACUCUCCAACGGUGGUCCCAUGCAAGAGAUGGCCCACAUUGCUAAGGGACAAGACCAUGGGAACUGCGUCUCUCUCCUGCGAGCCAGUGCGAUCAAUUCGAACCAGAGUAGCAUGUUGAUACUGCAGGAGACAUGCAUAGACGCGGCGGGGUCGCUUGUGGUGUACGCGCCGGUGGAUAUUCCUGCCAUGCACGUGGUCAUGAACGGUGGUGAUUCGGCUUACGUGGCGUUGUUGCCGUCAGGGUUUGCUAUUGUUCCUGAUGGGCCUGGGUCACGUGGGCCGCAGAAUGGGGCAACCGCCAACGGCGGUGGUGGGGCGCGUGUGAGUGGGUCCCUUCUGACGGUGGCGUUUCAGAUACUUGUGAAUAGUCUCCCAACGGCCAAGCUCACGGUGGAGUCAGUGGAGACGGUGAACAACCUCAUCUCCUGCACGGUUCAGAAGAUCAAAGCCGCUCUUCAAUGUGAGAGCUGACUGUCACGUGAUCAUGAUCUUCAGGUCACGUGAACCGUUGGGGCACUCUUGAAUUAUUUUUUCCUUUUUAAAUUUUUGGGAAUGUCUGUUCACGAAAGUUAAAAGCGUGUGAAAGACGCGUGGAAGUGGGUUUUGAAGAUUGGAGAAAGAGGGGUGUUUGAGUCAAGAACGAACCGCGCAUGAAAAAAAAAAAGAAAACUCCUUGCAUGGUGGUAAGGAUCCAAAUCCGUCGGGUCGAGUCGGGUUCUUACCACAAGGCAAGGGUGGUGGUUCGGGUAUUGACUCGCGUUGACCUCAUGUUUGCUCCACUAGCUGGAAAACAAGAAAGGAAUAGAGGAAUGUGAAAAAUAAAAAUUAAAAAUAAUAAGGUAUUUAUUAGUAUUUAUUAAAAUGUUAUUUUAACUUGUAUUGGAAUUGGUGGAGUUUUUAGUUUGUUAUGUAAAAAUUUCGCUCUUGCUAUUUGAUGAGCAUGU
Molecule: messenger RNA, 3562 nt
Organism: Gastrolobium bilobum
Lineage: Eukaryota; Viridiplantae; Streptophyta; Magnoliopsida; Fabales; Fabaceae
Product: homeobox-leucine zipper protein ANTHOCYANINLESS 2-like
Exons: 9
Coding region: 594-3089 (831 amino acids)
Biological process (GO): regulation of DNA-templated transcription
Molecular function (GO): DNA binding; lipid binding; DNA-binding transcription factor activity, RNA polymerase II-specific
Source: RefSeq, a predicted model, not a curated record